Gigantopelta aegis is the source of this 2788-nucleotide messenger RNA. RefSeq lists its product as uncharacterized. The record is from RefSeq and is a predicted model, not a curated record. The transcript has 9 exons. Gene Ontology annotation, biological process: pseudouridine synthesis. The coding region runs from base 4 to 2241 and encodes 745 amino acids. Gene Ontology annotation, molecular function: pseudouridine synthase activity; RNA binding. Lineage: Eukaryota; Metazoa; Mollusca; Gastropoda; Neomphalida; Peltospiridae.
UCCAUGAAUUGUUUGAGUGGACGAACACUGAAACUGUUCCUGCAAAUUUAUGACACAUCUGCAUGGUGUAAUUGGUUGAGACUGGUAAAGCGUAUGAGCGAUCAUUCAGUAUCGCAGAAACUGCCAUUAAGCCCAACAGAGAAACUACGUGAAAACGAGAACACUGAUGACUUCCUGGGAAUAGGGCGCGAUCACGAUCUUGACGAUGACCGAGCACACUCGCGGUUGACCGACUCGUCUGACGUAACGUCCAACACCCGGUUUGCUAAUGCCGCCUCCUAUGUCGAGUCUACCGAUCGUUCACUUAGUAGGAGGUCAAGUGUCAAACAAACGAAACCUAAACAAUUUCAAAACCUAAAGAAAACAAAGUUUGGUUUUGUUCGUUUUGACGAAAAUAAUAGAGGAUUGGAAAACAGUGUUGUAAAUGAAAACGAGAAACUUGGUCGUAUUAAAAUUUCGGAAAAUAAAAUGAAAUCCAAAUGUGAUAGAAUAUCAUCUUCAUUUCCGACAUUUGACAAAACUGUUGCUGCCCCAUUUGAAAGAUCAAGUGAUAAUUCUAGCAUAUUUGACAGCCAGUACUUUAACUAUGAAAAGAAAGCUUUUGCAGAUUUGAAUUCUGAAGAGGAACAUUUGAAUAUGGCGAAUCUGUGGCAAGAGCAAAACUCUGAUGAACAAUUAUUAGAUCAGAAAGAUAUUUGGAGACAAAGUAUGUCUGAAAAUGAUGCAUCCACAGCAUUCAAUUUCAUUGAUGGACAGUAUUUUGAGAACACUAGCACACCAAAUGAUGACAUGGAGAAUUAUAAAAACAAUGGUGUGCAUAUAGAUACUAGUACACGUAAUGUACAGACAUCGCGUGACAUGAAUUAUGUCGACGACCAGUAUUUCGGUAACCCAGGGUUACCAGACAUGAGUACCGUUCUCUCUCAGUUGCCAAGUACUAGCUCACUUUCAGACAAGCACACAGAUAGUUUUUUCAAUUCUCAGGUGAUUUCUACAGAUGUUGACAAAGACACUGCUAGUUCUAGUGAACAGACAUUUUUACAGUAUGGCACUUUGUCUCAAAAGAAUCUUAAGAAAUUGAAGCAUAAAGAUCCACUACCAGUAGGUGAUUCAGAAACACAUGUACAGAACAGUAAGAAAAGACAAACUAAAGAGAGCUUGAGAGUACAUGUUUCGGAAACCAAGUCUAAUAACUCAAAACAUGCCACUGAUGGUCGUACACAGGAAACCGAUCCCGAGUCAGCGUAUUAUUUAGCUAUGAAGAUCAGGAGAGAGAUGAAAUCGAAGGGUCAACAUGUCAGCAAGGAAAACGUGGUCGAGACGAAUGAGUUGGACCAUGAAAGACGUUAUGCAGGUCCUGUUGACAGUAAAGGUUUUCGUAUUCUGAAGAACCAGGUUCCUGAUUUCGGAAACACGCCAUCGGUUAUGAUAGCUAACGAACUGAAGAAAAGCAUCAUCUACAAUAAAGGUGAUGUAAUUGCCAUCUACAAACCUUAUGGUCUUCCUUCUCAUGGUGGUCCCGGGGUGCGAGUCAGUGUGGGUCAACUCUUACCUCAGCUCUGUGACAUGUUGUCUGGUAAAGAAAACAUCAACAUGCUGCAUCUUGUGCACAGACUGGACAAAGAAACCACCGGCGUGAUGCUCCUAGCAAAAACUCCAGAAAUGGCAUGGAGGUUGAAAAAUGCUUUUCGAAAGCAGGAAGUAAUGAAAAUGUACUGGGUGAUUGUAAAAGGAAUUCCAAAGCCAUCUGAAGGUAUUAUUGAUAUUCCCAUGUCAGAAGGAAAAGUGGAAGGGAUACACAGGAUGGUGUUGCGUCCCGAUUACACGGAAUACACCAAACUGACGGAGAAGAAACGCAGUAUCAAGUCCUACCGCGCCAUCACACGGUAUCGCGUGUUGGAGUCAGCCAGUGAUGCAGCCCUAGUCGAGUGUCAGCCACACACAGGAGUUAAACACCAGAUCCGUGUCCACCUGGCGUACGGCUUGAACACACCGAUACUUGGAGAUCACAAGUAUUCUCACUUCACAAAACUAGCUCCUCAGAGACUAUUUCCGGACAUGCUUCAGCAACUGGGGAUUCGCCAGAGCAAGGUGCGCCAUGUGCCGAUGCACUUGCAUGCGAAGAGCAUCGUCAUUCCCGAGAUACUGGAUGGACAGAACCUGGCCGUGUCCUGCCGACUUCCGCGCCACUUCGUUACCAACAUGUCGCGACUCCGACUGAAACCAGCGACAAACUCUUGAGUCAGAGUCCAAGGGAUGAAACUCAACUGAGAGGUCAUUAGUGGUGCCAAUGAGAAGGAGCAGCCUAUCAAAGUGAAUGACCAUCAGUGCCUGUAUUCCACACAUCUCCGCUUUUUAUCUCACCUCCAACAUUAGUUUGUUUUGUUUAACAAUAACACUAGAGCACAUCAGUUUAUUAAUCAUCAGCUAUUGGAUGUCAAACAUUGGGUAAUUUUGACAUAGUCUUAGAGAGGAAAUCCACUACAUUUUUCUGUUAAUAGCAAAGGAUCUUUUAUAUGAAAUAUCCUCUAAGAAAUGAGAAAACAAGGAAUGCGUAUUACUUUUCCAAAAGUGGUGAUGUCAACUUUUGUGUUUAUUCCUAAGCUACAUUUUCAUGUUUAGGUAAAUUAUUCACCAAAUUAGUUUAUGACAGGGGAGACAGUUUGACAGGCGAGACAGUAUGACAGGCGAGACAUUUAAUUCUUCAAAAAUGUUGUUGCUUUUAGGAAUGCAUUUAUGUAAUCAGCUGUAUGUAAUUUAAAUCUAAAAUAAAAGUGUAACCUUGCUA